Panicum hallii is the source of this 2289-nucleotide messenger RNA. RefSeq lists its product as uncharacterized. The coding region runs from base 122 to 2134 and encodes 670 amino acids. The record is from RefSeq and is a predicted model, not a curated record. The transcript has a single exon. Lineage: Eukaryota; Viridiplantae; Streptophyta; Magnoliopsida; Poales; Poaceae.
GAUACAUUAUUGCAAGAGUGUCAGCUCGGAAUGAAAUGUUAGUUCUUUGAACAUCUUUUAGAUUUCCUAGCUAGAACAAGCACACCACAUAGAGCUAGCUAGCCGGAGAGAAAGAGAGAUCAUGGCCAAGAAGAUCUUGGGAGCUAUGCAUUGGUGGGACGAGUGGCAGCUGCGCGUCCUGGUCCUCGGCAGCCUUGGCGUCCAGUGGUUCCUCCUCUUCGCCGCCCCGAUGCGCAAGUACACCAUCCCGCGCUGGUUCAGAACCUUCAUCUGGCUGGCCUACAUCGGCAGCGACGCCCUGGCCAUCUACGCGCUCGCCACCCUCUUCAACCGCCACGCCAGCAGCAGCACCAGCAGCUGCGCCAAUGGCGGCUGGUCGAGGGCCCUGGAGGUGCUCUGGGCUCCCGUCCUCCUCAUCCACCUCGGCGGGCAGAAGGAGGUCAGCGCCUACAACAUCGAGGACAACGAGCUGUGGACGCGCCACACCGUGACGCUGGUGUCGCAGGUCGCCUUCGCCGUCUACGCCUUCUGCAAGUCGUGGCCCAGCUCCGGCGACCGCAGGCUGCUGGCGUCGGCGAUCCUGCUCUUCGUCGUCGGGAUACUGAGCUUCAGCGAGAAGCCGUGGGCGCUCAGGAGAGCCAGCAUCAACAGGCUGGCGGCCGAGUCGUCGUCCAGGAUGCACGGACGGGAGAGGAAGCCUCGCAGACGGUGGGGGCUCUUCACCAAGCUGGAAGAUCAGGUGCCGUCGGACAGUGACCUGCUCCACAUGAUCCUCUCGGGCAUGUCCCUGUUCGCCGUCCACACCGACCUGCUGAUGAAACGAGAGCUGAUGAGGCAAGACAGCAUCAGAGCCGCUGAGAUGAGGUGGCAGCGCGAAGAAGGAAUGACGCUGCAAACUGAAGUCGAAGGUGAGGACGAAGUUCUGGGGCCUCUAAGCCACAGCGCGGGCGUCAAGCGCUGGCCGGCGCCGCGCAGGGCGUUCGGGCUCAUCUACACCAGGGUCAACGUCGCCACCACCCCGGCGUACCUGGCCUUCCACUUCCUGCUGGUCCCGGCGAUCCACGUCGCCGCCAUCACGCUCUUCGCGGCGAGCCGCAAGCGCGGGUACGACCCCACGGACGUCAAGAUCACGUACGUCAUCCUGUUCGUCACCGCCGCGCUCGACGUCCUCGCCGAGACCAUCCGCCAGCUGCUGUACAAGCUCAUGUCGGCGGCCGGCGUCCCGGCGCUGUGCGAGACGCUGCCCCAGUACAACGUCCUGACCUCGGCUCGCCGGAGGACACAGCCGGCCACAGGCUGGCUGCUCAAGUGCGCGGCGCGCCUGGGCUGGGAAGAGCACCUGCUGCUGGUGUGCAGGCGCGACGAGAGCCACCUGUUCGGCAGGGUCGCGGUGAGUGUCAUUACGUGCCUGUUUCAAGUUCAAGGCCUCGACCUCGGCAGCUACCGGAGCUUCACCGCCGGCAACUGGGCUCUGAGCGUGGAGCUGCAGGAGCGGUGCGGCCCCAUGGUUCGGCGCACCCUGCGCAAGUCCUUCGACGAGAGCGUCCUCAUCUGGCACAUCGCCACCGACCUGUGCUUCCGCCGCAACCCUCCGCCGGCCGCCGCCGACGCCGCCUGGGAGUGCGAGCGCACGCGCGCCAUAUCCAACUACAUGGCCCACGUGCUCAACUUCCGGCCGGACAUGCUGAUGUACUGCAGCCGGCGGCACCUGCUCACGGAAGCUUUGGAAGACCUCGAGUCCAUCCUCCUCCGCCCGGACCUCGACGACACGGCCCUGCUGGAGGCCAUCCAGAAGGCCGGCGAGUCGGAGCAGCACAAGUAUCCUCUCAUCCACGAUGCUUGCAAGCUCUCCGACGAGCUGAUGGAGGUGUGGCCGGAGGAGACGCGCUGGGAGCUCAUGUACCGCGCGUGGCUGGGCAUGCUCUGCUACUCCGCCAGCAUGUGCAGGGGGUACCUGCACGCCAAGAGCCUGGGCGAGGGCGGCGAGUUCCUCUCCUUCGUCUGGCUCUUCCUCUCACUCAAGGGGGCCAAGACAUUGGCGGACAAGCUUCAGAUGCCGGAGCCUGACGCCCAGGACGAUAUAUGGAGGAGCACGGCGACCGCGGCAAGAGAUGCCGAGAACGUCGACCGAUGACCUGGCUUCCCUGGUCGAUUGACUCACAAAAACCGACUGCCUCGUUUGCCUGUUUGUGUUUCUUGCUUGCUGUUUAAUGUUAGUAUCACGUGAUUAUCCGUAUCUAUCUAUGUAUCAUGCUUCCAUGGUAUCAUACCAGAGGUCAAUAAAAUCAC